This is a messenger RNA of Pistacia vera, 622 nucleotides long. RefSeq names its product EG45-like domain containing protein. Gene Ontology annotation, biological process: systemic acquired resistance. The coding region runs from base 56 to 451 and encodes 131 amino acids. NCBI's taxonomy places the organism in Eukaryota, Viridiplantae, Streptophyta, Magnoliopsida, Sapindales, Anacardiaceae. The transcript has 3 exons. The record is from RefSeq and is a predicted model, not a curated record. Gene Ontology annotation, cellular component: cell wall; apoplast.
CCUAAAUCACAAUUUUCCCAAACUUGAAUAUCAGAAGAAUUAAUCAAUACUUGAGAUGGCACUCCAUAAAAUGCUAUUCAUAACCAUAUCAUUACUUUUUUGCUUCAUUUCAAAGGAAGCUGUUGCAGAUACAGGGACUGCAACCUUCUAUACUCCUCCAUACGUUCCUUCAUCUUGUAAUGGAUUUCAAAAUGAUGGGGUGAUGAUUGCUGCGGCGAGCGAUGCAAUCUGGGAGAACAGAGGUGCCUGUGGGAAAAACUACAAGGUUACUUGCACAGGAGCAACCAAUGAGGGAGAUCCCUAUCCAUGCACAGGAGCAUCAGUUGUUGUGGAGAUUGUUGACUAUUGUCCCCCUGGUUGCCGUGGUACUAUUGACUUAUCUCAAGAAGCUUUUGCGGUCAUUGCCAAUCCUGAUGCCGGAAAAAUCGAUAUAUCCUUUCAAAGUGUUUGAAUGACAAAGGAUUUCAAUCGCAUGGUAUGUAGCCAGUGAAGAAAAUGGUGUUUGAAAUUUGAAGUGAUGUUUAUUUUUAGUGUUUGGUCUUUUCUUUAUUAUGCAUGGAUGGAGCUAGCAGUUACUGACUGCCAAAAUGUGUAAAAAUAAGAAUGUGUUUUUUUUUUUUUU